GCGUCAGAGCUCUCCCUCCUGCUAUAAAAGCUGAAGCCACUGCAGCAGCAUCAGUCUGGGUUCUUCACCGAAGCCCUACAGACACAUUCACACAGAGCCAGACAGAGCAGCCUGUCCUCACAGCACAGCACAGCCAUGAGUACCCUCGGCUUUGACCCUUACUACUCCUCCUCCUCCUACCGCCGCUGGUAUGCGGAGGGAGCCCCCCGAGGGGUGGUGACCAGAGGGAGGUCACGCUCGGCCUACUCCUCCCACACCUCUCCCCUGUCCUCCGUGAGCUCCCGUUUGCAGUACUCCUCUCCUGGACGGGCUCUGCAUUCAUCCCAGGCUUCCUCCUCCUCUGUGGAACUGGAGCUGAGCCAGGCGGCCCAGGUAAGUUCUGAGUUCCGCACGGUGAGGACCCAGGAGAGGGCCCAGAUGCAGGAGCUCAAUGACCGCUUCGCCGGCUUCAUCGACCGCGUACGGGAGUUAGAGCAGCAGAACCGUGCGCUGGAAGCUGAGCUGAUGCUGCUGAGGCAGAGGCAUGGGGAGCCCUCCCGUCUGAGGGCCCUGUAUGAGCAGGAGGCGCGGGCUCUGAGGGCCGCCGUGGAGGAGGCGCGUGGGGAGCAGCAGGCCGCCUUGGGCCAGAGGGAACGUCUGGAGCAAGCCCUGAACGCCCUGCAGGCCCGCUACGAGGAGGAGGUGGUGGCCCGCGAGGAUGCGGAGGGCAGGCUGCUGGAUGCGCGGCGUGGUGCCGACCAGGCCACCCUGGCCAGGACCGAGCUGGAGAAGAGGGUGGAGACCCUGCUGGACGAGCUGGCCUUCCUCAAGAGGCUCCACGAGGGGGAGGUGGUGGAGCUCCAGGCCCAGGCACAGCUGGGAGCCCAGGUGGCUGUGGAGAUGGAGGCAACCACACCGGACCUGUCCGGGGCUCUGAGGGACAUCCGGGCCCAGUACGAGAGGCUGGCGGCCAAGAACAUGCAGUCUGCUGAGGAGUGGUUCCGUGGGAAGGUGGGCUCCCUGACGGAGAGCGUGGCCCAGCACAGCGAUGCAGUGAGGAGCUCCAGGGACGAGGCUGGGGAGUUCCGCCGGCAGCUGCAGGCCCGCCUGCUGGAGAUCGAUGCCUGCAGGGGUCUCAAUGAGUCUCUGGACAAACAGUUGCACGACAUGGAGGACAAGCAGAGUGCUGAGAUCAACAGCAUGCAGGACACUAUUGGCCAGCUGGAGAAUGAGCUGGGAGCCACCAAGCAGGAGAUGGCUCGCUACCUGAAGGAUUACCAGGACCUGCUGAAUGUUAAGAUGGCCCUGGACAUCGAGAUCGCUGCCUACAGGAAGCUGCUGGAGGGGGAGGAGUCUCGUUUCAGUGUGGGCGUGUCCGGGGGUAUGUCCAGUAUGUCCAGUGUCUACGGCCACACCCUGUCGGCCACACCCUCCUUUGGCCGCUCUAUGUUCUCCAUGCAGUCCAGCCUAAGCUCUGGCGCCCCCUACCUGAUGACCUCACGCUUCCUCAGCUCCUCAUUCGCCUCUGGAGAUGACAUCAUCUCUGCCAGCCUGGCCCAGCGCGACUCUGCCAGCCUACCACAGGAUGAGAAAGAGGAGAAGGAGGAGAAGGAGGAGGAAGAGGAGGAGAAGGAGGAGGAGGAAGCGGAAGAGGGUGGAGAGGAGAAGGAGGAAGAGGAAGAGGGUGGAGAGGAGAAGGAGGAAGAGGAAGAGGGUGGAGAGGAGAAGGAGGAAAAGGGAGAAGAGAAGGAUGAAGAUGGAGAUGAGGGAGGCGAGGUGGAGAAGGAAGAUGGGGAGGAUGCUAAGGACGGAGAAGAAGGUGGGGAUGAGGUGGAAGAGAAGGAAGAAACUGGAAAGGAGGAUGGAGAGAAGAAGGAAGAUAAGGACGAGGGUGGGGAGCAGGAAGGAAAGGAAGAGGAGGGGGGAGAGAAAGAGGGAGGAGAUGAUAAAGAAGGGGGUGAUAAAAAGGAAGCGGAUCAAGCUGAGGAGAAAAAAGAUGACGAAGCAGAUACCAAAGAAGAGAAAGGUGAACCAGAGAUAUCCAAGUCCGUAGUAAAGAGUGAAAAACCUGCCGAAGAGAAGAAAGACGAAUCUGAAAAACCAAAAGCUAAAAAGUAAGUUUGUGGCCCUAGACUCCACAAGCCAAAAGACGUUUAUCUAUUAAAAACCUCAGCUCGACAAACAGCAGAAAUACCCAACAUUAAUGACUUCAGUGUGCUUGUUAACAAGGUGCUCAAUACAAUACAUAUUUUAGUGCACUACUGCAUAAAAAUCAAGGAUAACUGCUUGCAAAGAUAAUUAAAAGUAAAUUAAUGUCUGGUCACACAAUUCCUUGAGUGUGUGUGUGUAAGAAUGUGUGUGCUGUGCCUGUAUGCAAGUCUGCGAGAGUGUGGUUUUGGAUGACUAAAUAAAUACUAUUAACAGCCAUGCA
This is a messenger RNA of Coregonus clupeaformis (lake whitefish), 2410 nucleotides long. Its product is annotated as neurofilament light polypeptide-like. The record is from RefSeq and is a predicted model, not a curated record. Bases 136 to 2097 code for a protein of 653 amino acids. The transcript is spliced from 4 exons. Gene Ontology annotation, cellular component: postsynaptic intermediate filament cytoskeleton; axon; intermediate filament. Gene Ontology annotation, molecular function: structural constituent of postsynaptic intermediate filament cytoskeleton. Gene Ontology annotation, biological process: neurofilament bundle assembly. NCBI's taxonomy places the organism in Eukaryota, Metazoa, Chordata, Actinopteri, Salmoniformes, Salmonidae.